AUGUUAGUGGAUUUGAAUGUGCCGUGGCCACAGAACAGCUAUGCGGACAAAGUUACUUCUCAGGCAAUCAACAAUUUAAUAAAAACAUUAUCCACAUUGCAUAUGUUGGGAUAUACACACAUCGCAAUAAAUUUUACAGUAAACCACAGCGAGAAAUUCCCCAAUGAUGUCAAGUUGCUAAACCCUAUUGAUAUCAAGAAAAGGUUUGGAGAAUUGAUGGCUCGAACAGGGCUAAAAUUGUAUAGCAGGAUCACUCUAAUCAUCGACGAUCCAUCAAAGGGACAGUCUCUUUCCAAGAUAAGCCAGGCUUUUGAUAUUGUAGCGGCAUUGCCAAUCAGUGAAAAGGGUCUUACUCUAUCAACUACCAACCUGGAUAUUGACCUGCUGACCUUUCAGUACGGUUCACGCCUACCUACUUUCCUUAAGCAUAAAAGCAUAUGUAGCUGUGUGAACAGAGGAGUGAAGCUUGAGAUUGUUUAUGGCUAUGCUUUGCGUGACGUACAGGCUCGGAGGCAGUUUGUAUCCAAUGUAAGAAGCGUGAUCAGGAGUUCGAGAUCGAGAGGAAUUGUCAUCAGCAGUGGUGCCAUGUCACCACUGGAGUGCCGCAACAUAUUAGGAGUAACAAGUCUAAUCAAGAAUUUAGGUCUUCCGAGCGAUAGGUGUUCUAAGGCCAUGGGGGAUCUGGCCUCACUUGUCCUGCUAAAUGGCCGCUUAAGAAACAAGAGCCACAAACAGACCAUUGUCGCCGGUGGUGGUGACGAAGACGACGAUGACGUGGUCAACGAUGUUCAAGGCAUCGACGACGCCCAGACCAUCAAGGUAGUGAAAAGGACCAUGGAUCCUGAACAAUUGGGACAUGCUUCCAAAAGACACAAGUCUUGA
Saccharomyces paradoxus is the source of this 882-nucleotide messenger RNA. RefSeq names its product RNA-binding RNA processing protein RPP1 (gene RPP1). Gene Ontology annotation, cellular component: nucleolar ribonuclease P complex. Gene Ontology annotation, molecular function: RNA binding. The transcript has a single exon. The record is from RefSeq and is a predicted model, not a curated record. Lineage: Eukaryota; Fungi; Ascomycota; Saccharomycetes; Saccharomycetales; Saccharomycetaceae. Gene Ontology annotation, biological process: tRNA processing. Bases 1 to 882 code for a protein of 293 amino acids.